Messenger RNA from Fonsecaea erecta, 435 nucleotides. RefSeq lists its product as hypothetical. Gene Ontology annotation, biological process: protein folding. The transcript has 2 exons. The coding region runs from base 1 to 435 and encodes 144 amino acids. NCBI's taxonomy places the organism in Eukaryota, Fungi, Ascomycota, Eurotiomycetes, Chaetothyriales, Herpotrichiellaceae. The record is from RefSeq and is a predicted model, not a curated record. Gene Ontology annotation, cellular component: prefoldin complex; cytoplasm.
AUGUCGUUGGAUGGCAUCAGACGGCUAUUGUUCAAGGCUGGUCAAGAGCCCGCUUCAAGAGAAAUCCCAAGAUCUUCUAGCCACCAUUGCCUCCCACAGCUGUUUUAUUCAAGGAGCCUGUCACUAGAUCGCAAGACUUCCAAUCUACUCAACUCACCCACAUCAUCCUCGCAGAAAGACAAGGAAGACCUCGAAGAACUGUCCACCGAACUGGAGCUCGCCGAUGAAGACUCAUUAAUUCCGUACAAGAUCGGCGACUCGUUCAUGCACGUCCCGCUCGCCGAGGCGCAGGAACUGCUGGCCACGCAGACGGCCGAGAUCGACGGCGAGGUGGCGACGCUCGAGGAGGAGCUGGAGACCAUCCGGGAGCAGAUUCGCGGCUUGAAGGCCCAUCUCUACGCGCGGUUCGGCAAGGGGAUCAACCUCGAAGCCUAA